AUGGCCCUUCUGGCGGAGGCAAAGCGGAUCUCCGCGCUAUUCGAAUUCUCGGAUGAUGAUGUCAGAAAUGCAGUGGUAGAAUUCGUUACGGAGAUGAAUGAGGGCUUGGAGAAGAAUGGCACGACUUUGAGUCAAAUUCCUACCUUUGUUACUGGCGUGCCAAACGGAACAGAGAAGGGUCUUUACUUGGCCGUUGAUCUUGGUGGAACGAAUUUCCGAGUCUGCUCCAUUCAGUUGCAUGGAGAUACCACCUUCACCCUUACCCAGUCCAAGGUAGCUAUCCCCAAGGAGCUCAUGGUGGCCGAAACCGCCAAAGAACUCUUUGCUUUCCUUGCAAAGCAAGUCGAAUUGUUCUUGAAGUCACACCACGAAGAGCAUUUCGAAGGGAGGGUAGAACGUCACCAGACGCCCGGUACCCCAACAGGGUACGAAGAAGAGUCUAUCUUCCGUCUCGGCUUCACAUUCAGUUUUCCUGUGCACCAGACCGGAAUCAAUAGUGGUACCCUGAUUAGAUGGACCAAAGGCUUUGAUAUUCAGGAUGCAGUCGGGAAAGAUGUUUGUGCCUUGCUACAAGAGGAGCUAGACCUUCUGAAACUGCCCGUUAAAGUGUCAGCUCUUGUCAAUGAUACCGUGGGAACACUCAUGGCACGAUCAUAUACGGCUCCAGGGAAAACCGAUACUCUUUUAGGCGCAAUAUUUGGGACUGGUACUAACGGUGCCUAUGUUGAAACUAUGUCUAAAAUCAAAAAGCCCCUAGAGGGCGCAUACGACUCUACCACUGGCCAAAUGGUUGUCAACACCGAAUGGGGCUCCUUCGACAAUGGGCUGAAGGUGCUCCCCAAUACUAUAUAUGACCAGAUUCUAGACAAGGAGAGUGUUAACCCCGGCAUCCAAAUGUUCGAAAAACGUAUCUCGGGCAUGUUUUUGGGGGAGAUCCUCCGUAUUGUCCUCGACAUAAUGAUGGGCAAUUCUAAAAACCCGUUUUUUACAGAUAAGGAUUCCUCGUCAAACGAUUUUGGAUCCACAACCGUCAUUGACGACAAUGCGCCCCUCAAGCAACAGUGGGCAGUUGACAGCAGUAUCCUAUCAGUAGCACAAUCUGACAACUCCGUCGGCCUAAGAACUUUGCGUCAAUUCAUUGAGAAAGAUCUCGGGGUCCAGGCACCGAGCCUGGAAGACGCACAAGCUGUAAAGGAUAUCGCUCACGCCAUCGCGAAGCGGGCAGCUCGAUUGGCAGGCGUUGCUGUAGCUGGCAUCAUUCUCCACACCGGUCGACUCGACCCCAAAGGCGGCCCAGAAGAUAUUGUUGAUAUUGGCGUGGAUGGCAGUCUGGUGGAAUUCUAUCCCGGAUUCGAGGAUUAUAUGCGUGAGGCCAUGAGGGCCGUGGAUGGUAUUGGCCAUGCUGGCGAGAAGAGAAUCCGCAUUGGAAUUGCUAAGGAUGGGUCGGGUGUUGGAGCUGCUUUGAUUGCGCUUGUGGCAGCGAAACUAGAAGCUACUGGAAUCACUGCAUGA
Messenger RNA from Venustampulla echinocandica, 1512 nucleotides. Its product is annotated as Phosphotransferase. The transcript has 3 exons. The record is from RefSeq and is a predicted model, not a curated record. Gene Ontology annotation, molecular function: mannokinase activity; glucokinase activity; ATP binding. Gene Ontology annotation, biological process: glucose 6-phosphate metabolic process; glycolytic process; intracellular glucose homeostasis. The coding region runs from base 1 to 1512 and encodes 503 amino acids. Gene Ontology annotation, cellular component: mitochondrion; cytosol. NCBI's taxonomy places the organism in Eukaryota, Fungi, Ascomycota, Leotiomycetes, Helotiales, Pleuroascaceae.